Messenger RNA from Rhagoletis zephyria (snowberry fruit fly), 524 nucleotides. It is a transcript of the gene COX6CL, whose product is annotated as Cytochrome c oxidase subunit 6C-like. The record is from RefSeq and is a predicted model, not a curated record. Lineage: Eukaryota; Metazoa; Arthropoda; Insecta; Diptera; Tephritidae.
GUCACAAACUCUUUUGUAAUUUGCUCAACUCAAAAGUCAAAAAACGAAACUUCAACAAAUUUAUUUCAUUUACAGAUUUUUUUAGAAACAACGCGAGUCUAAUUAAAUUGGCUACAAGCCGGACUAGAUUGGCCCGCAACACAAGCGUGUGAUUUCACAGUUCACAUUUGCAUCUUCAGCUUGCAGUUUCCUGAAACGCACAGCAAGUGAUGUCGUCCACUUUGAACAAGCAAAAAAUGAAGCCUCCAUGUAAGCUGCCACCGCAGCUUUUUCACAACCAUCGUCAAAUGGCACUACGGAAUGUAACUGUUGCAGUCGCAUCUGCCUUAUUUGUCGCGUUCACAUUCAAUUUGCUGCACAACAAGCCGAAAAAAAAGAAGUAUCGCAAUUUUUAUAGCAACUAUGAUGCGGAGAAGUCCUUCAUGCGUAUGGCAGAAGGCGGCUACCUUCACUCAUGUCCGCCUUGUUCGUUAAAGAGUGGUGAAGAUGACGACGAUGAUGGCAAACAGAAGAAGAAAAAGUAG